Messenger RNA from Arabis nemorensis, 549 nucleotides. The record is from the annotation of a GenBank genome assembly. NCBI's taxonomy places the organism in Eukaryota, Viridiplantae, Streptophyta, Magnoliopsida, Brassicales, Brassicaceae.
AUGGCUCGGCGACGCCUUGAGGAAGAGCUAAGGCUUCUCCAACGCGUUCUUGAGAGAAAGAGUGCCUCGGGUCAGAAUGUUGAUGUCAAUGAUCUUGCAUUGAUUUAUGCCUAUGCUGUCAAAGAAUCUUUAGCCAAUGUCUAUGGUCAUAAGCUUGGCUCCUUUGCAACAAGCUUUGAGAGAUCAUUCAACACUACCCUAAGGACCCUUGUAGAGAUCAAUGAUUCUGCAUGUCCGGACAAUCUCUCGAAAUCCGAGGAUGUUUCAAAAGGAGACGAGGAACUCAAAACCGAUUUAGAAGAUAUAACAAAAGCCUGUAUGUUCACUUUAAUCAAGGAUUUGUUCACCGCAGGUGUUUUCAACGUUCUGGCUUGGACGUGGUACGGCGCUCUACGUCUUCUCAGAAAAGAGAAUCAUGGAAGGUUUUGGUGGCUUGAUGACCAUCCUCGUCAUGUACCUGAUAUGCCUACGUUCAUCGCCUAUAAAGAAGAAAAUGCGGUUACCUUUUACGGUUCUUUGCCUCGGUAUUGUUUGCGGUUUAUUGGGUAA